AGAUUAAACAUCUCAGAAAGACUUGAAACAGAUAACUCGCUAGUACGAAUCUCCGAGACAAAACUAAGUGAAAUGCAUAUAAACCGGGGAGACAUUUUGCGAUUGCAAGGAAAGUUGAGACGGGAAUCUGUCUGCAUGGUCGAGAAAGACGAUGCUUUAGAUAACAAUUCAAUAGUUGUCAAUGAAUGCGUCCUCUAUAACCUCAAUGUGAAACCCUUACAGGAAAUAAAAGUUUCAGUAAUAUAUGACAUCGAGCCAGGAGCGUUUAUACAUGUUCAGGCCUUUGAUGAUUGUACCAAUGAACUCAACAAUGAGGACCUACUCAACAAAUUUUUGAAGCCUUAUUUCGAUCGUGCUUUUCGGCCACUCAUGAUUGGAAACGUGUUUGGAGUUAAAGAUUCUGAAAAUAGAAAAGUGGAUUUCAAAGUGGUGGCCACAUUUCCUUCGCCAUAUUGCAUUGUCUUUCCUAAAACUAUUAUUAAUUGCUUACCAACUUUAGCUAAAAAAAAGGAUGAAAACUGCGAUCCUAUGAAAGUUGGUUACGAAGAUAUUGGAGGGUGCAGUCAAAUUAUUGGCGCCAUCAGAGAAGUUGUUGAAAUACCACUUCUUCAUCCAGAGAUCUACGAUGCUUAUGGAAUAGAACCACCAAAAGGCGUGUUGAUGUAUGGACCACCAGGCACUGGUAAAACUUUGAUUGCCCGAGCAAUAGCUCAAGAAACCAAAGCUAAUUUUUUCUCAAUUAAUGGACCAGAGUUGUUAAAUAAGUUUGUUGGCCAAUCAGAAAGUAACUUGAGAAAAAUUUUCAGCGAAGCGAAUCAAAAAUCUCCAUCUAUUAUUUUUAUCGACGAGAUUGACUCAUUAGUCCCAAAACGUAGCCAAGCCGUUGGAGAUCUUGAAAAACGCAUGGUUGCUCAAUUGUUAACGUUGAUGGAUGGUGUUUCUCGCAGGAACAAUGUCAUCGUCAUAGGUGCCACCAAUCAACCAAAUUCGAUUGAUCCAGCGCUCAGAAGAUAUGGCAGAUUUGACCGUGAAAUACAUGUACCGCUGCCAGACUGCGACGGUAGAUUGGAGAUUUUGAAGAUUCACACGAAGAAAAUGAACCUCCACGAAAAUGUUGACUUGACAAAAUUAGCGAAAGAAACACACGGAUUCUCUGGAGCUGACUUGGCAGGCCUGUGCAUGGAAGCGGCCACUUUGCAGAUCAGGGAUAUUCUCAAAGAUAUAGAUUGGAGUAAAGAGAGAAUUGAUGUCGAUCAGUUCGAAAACAUUCCAAUCAGUCUCAAAUUUUUUGAAAUGGCGAAACGUUUGAUUACACCGACUGGUCUGAGGGAGCUGACAGUUGCAAUACCGCAUGUGUCAUGGAACGAAUGUGCUGGUCUCAAUAAUGUUAAAAAUGGAUUAAUGGAGCUUAUUCGCUUUCCUUCAUUGUACCCAGAAAUGUUUGAACGUCUGGACAUUACUCCCGCCAAAGGAGUGUUGCUUUUCGGUCCACCUGGUUGUGGGAAGACCCUGAUCGCGAAGGCACUUGCAAGUGAAUGCGGAAUCAAUUUCAUAGCAGUCAACGCAUCACAACUGAUGAGUAUGUGGUUUGGAGAAUCAGAAUCCAACGUAAAAGAACUCUUUGCUAAGGCAAGAGCUUCGCGUCCGUGCAUUUUAUUCUUUGACGAAAUUGAUUCGAUAGCAGCGUCGCGGUCGAUGGAGCCGAACAGUGGAGCAGCAGGACACGCUGCUGACAGAAUCGUCAAUCAAAUAUUAAUUGAAAUGGACGGAAUUACUGAUAGCAAUGGUGUUUUCGUCAUUGGUGCCACCAAUCGUCCAGACAUAAUUGAUCCAGCAAUAUUAAGACCUGGCAGAAUAGACAAACUGAUUUACAUUCCCUUGCCAGAUCUUCAAUCGCGAUUGUGUAUUUUUCAAUCGAAACUCAGUAACUCGCCGAUCGAUAACACAGUGAACUUAAAACACCUGGCUGAGAGCACACCUGGAUUUAGUGGAGCGGAUAUUGGUGAACUGUGUAGGAAGGCGAAGCAUUACGCGAUGCGAGAAUACAUCGAUUCAAAUGUUAGUACUUUCAAACAAACAAAUAUAAAUACUUUCAAAUAUUUCAAACAAUUAAAUCAUAAUUUCAACAAUAUGAUGAUAAGUGGCCAUCACUUUGAAGAGGCUCUCCGAAAUUCCUCCAGAUCAGUGAGCGAGGCUGAAGCAAACAUUUUUGAUGCUUAUGAUGCGUCUGUCAAAGAAGGCAGAAGAUUCAACAAAUUUUUUAACCAAAACAAGUAUACACAUUUUUAUAAAUUUAAUAAGUUUAUUUUAUUAAAUUUAUUUUUUUAA
Messenger RNA from Helobdella robusta, 2328 nucleotides. RefSeq lists its product as hypothetical. The annotation marks the transcript as partial. The record is from RefSeq and is a predicted model, not a curated record. Gene Ontology annotation, cellular component: nucleus; VCP-NPL4-UFD1 AAA ATPase complex; cytosol. Gene Ontology annotation, biological process: mitotic spindle disassembly; retrograde protein transport, ER to cytosol; autophagosome maturation. Gene Ontology annotation, molecular function: polyubiquitin modification-dependent protein binding; ATP hydrolysis activity; ATP binding. NCBI's taxonomy places the organism in Eukaryota, Metazoa, Annelida, Clitellata, Rhynchobdellida, Glossiphoniidae. The transcript has 16 exons.